Molecule: messenger RNA, 327 nt
Organism: Acaulospora morrowiae
Lineage: Eukaryota; Fungi; Glomeromycota; Glomeromycetes; Diversisporales; Acaulosporaceae
Source: the annotation of a GenBank genome assembly
AAUUCUAAUUUCAAAGUUACCUGAUCACGGAAAGAAAUUUAUCGAACAUAACAAACAAAUCAUAAAAAUUCUUGAUAAGCGCAAUGCAAAAUCGAAAAUUACACCACAAAUUACAGAUAGCUUGGAAUCCCAAUUCGAGAAAAUGACGAUACACGAUGAUAUUAAUGAAAAACCUGCAAACCAUAAUAAAUAUAAAAAACCGAAACAUAUCAAUUUUCUGUCAAUGGAAGAAAGUAUUCAACUACAAAAGCAGCAGCAAAAGAUAGAAGAGGAAAUGCGAUUGACGUUUUUGAAAGAACAAAUAAAAGUUCAAAAUGAUUCGGAUUA